AUGCCUCUGAAACAACACGGCCGCGACUACGACAUUGUCGUCUUUGGAGCCUCAGGCUACACGGGCAAAUACACAGCCCAACACAUCGCCACGCACCUCCCCACCACCCUCAAAUGGGCCGUAGCCGGCCGCUCCCGCUCGAAGCUCGAAGCCGUCGUCUCCCGCCUCAAGGAACUCAACCCGGACCGUCUCCCGCCCUCCAUCGAGAUCAUCUCCUCCACCACCGACCGCACCGCGCUCGAAUUCCUCUGCCGCCGGACCUUCAUCCUCCUCACGACCGUCGGGCCCUACGGCUCUUUAGGCGAGCCAGCCUUCGCCGCCUGCGCCGCCACAGGCACGCACUACUUUGACGUAACCGGCGAAGUCCCGUUCGUGCACAAGAUGAUCACCAAAUACUCGUCUGCGGCCGCCCAAUCGGGAGCAAAGAUGUUUCCCCAAAUCGGCAUCGAAUCGGCCCCCUCCGAUUUACUCACCUGGUCCCUCGUCCAACAGCUAAAGCGCGAGUUCGGUCCCCAGACAAAAACGGGCGAGGUGACGCUGAGCAUCCACACCCUGCGCUCUGCCCCCUCGGGAGGCACUCUCGCAACAGUCUUCACCAUUCUCGAAAACUUUUCUCUCCAGGAAUUGCGCGAGGCGCAUAAACCUUACGCUUUGAGUCCCGUCCCGCACCCGAACCCGGACCUGGCUGAAAGCAGGACGUCGUGGACUACCAAGUUGACCGGGCUAGCCACCACCCCCAUUUUGGGACUGGGAACAACCUCCGUAGCAGCCAAGACCGACGCGGCUAUCGUUGAACGCACCUGGGGUUUGUUUGAAUCCCAGUCCUCCAAAAACAAAGAGGAGAGUUCGUACGGUCCGAGGUUUAGCUUUAAGCAGUACAUGAAACCCCGUAACUGGUUAUCUGGAAUAGCUAUCCAUUUUGGCCUGAUGGUGUUGGGGGUGGUGAUGGCCACGCCCGUUUUGAGGGGUAUUGCCAAAAAGUUUGUGUAUCAGCCGGGCGAGGGGGCGGACGAGGAGGUGGCGAGACGGGAUGAGUUGGAGUUUUGGGGGGUUGCGAAGCCGGAUUUUGAGGGGGAGGGGAAGGGGGAUACGGAUACCAAGGAUACCAAGAAGAGGGUGGCGUUUGGACGGUAUACCGGAGUUUUGUUGGCUGAGGCGGCUGCCACGUUGCUUGAGGAGGAGAGCGGCGUGGAGGAACAGCUUGGUGGUAGUGGUGGUGGUGGUGGGAUCUAUACGCCUGCUUGCUUGGGUCAGCCGUUCAUUGACAGGUUGGAUAAGGCUGGGUUCCGUUUUGAGACGAAGAUUAUGGAGGAGGAGUAG
Messenger RNA from Neurospora tetraspora, 1320 nucleotides. Its product is annotated as Saccharopine dehydrogenase-domain-containing protein. The transcript has 3 exons. The record is from RefSeq and is a predicted model, not a curated record. Gene Ontology annotation, biological process: glycolipid biosynthetic process. The coding region runs from base 1 to 1320 and encodes 439 amino acids. Lineage: Eukaryota; Fungi; Ascomycota; Sordariomycetes; Sordariales; Sordariaceae. Gene Ontology annotation, cellular component: mitochondrion; plasma membrane; lipid droplet.